Molecule: messenger RNA, 5501 nt
Organism: Pan troglodytes (chimpanzee)
Lineage: Eukaryota; Metazoa; Chordata; Mammalia; Primates; Hominidae
Gene: TMEM236
Product: transmembrane protein 236
Exons: 4
Coding region: 89-1144 (351 amino acids)
Source: RefSeq, a predicted model, not a curated record
UUGAUCCCAGUUCAGUGUCUGUGGGUCCAUAUGCUGCCCACAGUCAAAGAGGGAGUCCCAGGUUCUUGGCAGCUUGCUUUUCCUCAGGAUGGCUUCUGGAAGGCUCAUUAAGUUCGUGGUUUUUGAGCUCCUAGAGUUUGCCGCUUUCUCCAUCCCCACACUCGUGAUCACAGAACAGUUUGCCACCGCCUACCAAGGAACAAGGGCUAGAUCUGACAACACACACUACUGGCUGAUCAUCUCCUGUUCUAUUGCCUAUGUUGCGUUAGUGACUCUACUGAUCUGGGUUCCUGUAAAAGUUAUCCUGCGCAAGAAACGUUAUAUUUACAGAAAAAUUAAAGGAUGGAGACCUGUUCUGAUGAUGUGUGUGGUCCUCACCACACUGCCCUGCCUCACCUUUUCCAUAGCAGUGACUGAGGUUCAAAAGAGCAUUAAUGGGUCCGCUGAUGUCUUACCUGAUAUGUUACCUGACCUGCCCGUAUCUCUGGUUCUGUUAUCCCUGAUCAUGGUUGAUAUUAUUGAAAAACUCAGGAUAUAUCCUCUUAGAGGGAGUCAAAAGAGUAGCGAAAAUGGACACAUCCAUUCAGCCUCUUUGCAACACAUAAAAACUGUGACGGAGCAAGUGAGGCAAAGUCAAGAAAACGCUGCAUCUCCCCAGGCAACCAACAGCACCCAGGUGUCGCAGCCAUCAGGAGCCAUGACACGGAGCCAGGAGUCUGUGUUCAUGGGACCCCAGGAGCCCUCCUGUGACUCCGGAAUCCUGAGAAUGAUGUCCCGGCGAGAUGUCCGGGCAGAGUUAUUCUUAUGGAGCUUUCUCCUGUGGUCUGACACGAUAGAAAUGGUGCGUGUGGCUGGUCACCCCAACGUGUACAAGUCAAGCUGGCUAUACCCAGUCUACAUAUUCAGUUUUAUUUCUCUCCUUCGAAUUACAUUCACUCCCCAAAACCCUCUUCUCAAUUCCCUGAGCGUCCUGCUGCAAGAUUUACCAUUCGUUUUUGUUAGACUUGGUUUAAUCAUUGCCCUGGGGACUAUCACACCCGUACUGGGCCUGUGUAAAAAUAUCCUCGUGACUCUCUCUUACAUUUACUUCAACUACCUAACCAGACUCAGGAUUUUUUCUGCCUUUGAAAUGUCUCCAUUUUAAAAAGAAAAUGGGAUCUAGUAAGGCCUCUUUGUGAUACCUGUGUGCACAUUUGUAAUCCUUCUUUUUUUCUUGGGGCGUAGGUGUUUGCACUACAAAGGAAAUGACUAGAUUGUAGAGAAUAAGCCAUUUUUACUAACUCUAGCAUAUCAGUUUUUUUUUUUACAUAUACAAAUGGUGCUAAAUUUAAGUAAAGUAAUAUUCUUAUACGUUGGCUCUGAGGUAUUUCUAGAAAAUGAUAGUAGUUAAUUUUAGUUAGUUAUGUAUACUGAGGUACCCAACCCCCAGACCAUGGUCCCAGUACUGGUCCGUGAUCUGUUAGCAAGCAAGCAGACCACACAGCACGUGGUGAACCUCAAACUGAGCAUUCCCGCCUGCAUUCUGCCUCCUGUCAGAUCAGCAGCAGCAUUAGAUCCUCAUAGGAGCCCAAACCCUAUUGUGAACUGCGUAUGCAAGGGAUCUAGCUUGCGCUCUUUAAGAAAAUCUAAUACCUGAUGAUCUGAGGUGGGAUAGUUUCAUCCCAGAACCCAACCCCACCCCCAACCCCGGCCGUGGAAAAAUUGUCUUCCACAAAACUAGUCCCUGGUGCCAAAAAGAUUGGGGACCACUGAUGUAUACCACGCUUUUUCUAAGAAUACUCUUCAACGGAGCCCUUUAAGAAACUAAGAACCUUUUCCAUCAAGUUAGCCCAAGAAUAAGAUUUUUAUCUUUUAUAUAGAUUGCAUUAUAUGAAUUGAUUGAUUAAAUUUAGUUUUAAAAAACACACUUGAAAUUAUUGAAUAAUUUUUAGGUUAUACUUUUUUUUUUUUUUGAGACGAUGUCUAGCUCUUGUCCCCUAGGCUGGAGUGCAAUAGCACGAUCUCAGCUCACUGCAACCUGUAUCUCCCGGGUUCAAGCGAUUCUCCUGCCUCAGCCUCCCAAGUAGCUGGGAAUACAGGCACCUGCCACCACGCCAGCUAAUUUUUGUAUUUUUAGUAGAGACGAGGUUUCACCAUGUUGGCCAGGCUGGUCUCAAACUCCUGACCUCAGGUGAUCUGCCCGCCUCGGCCUUCCAAAGUGCUGGGAUUACAGGUGUGAGCCACCACGCCCGGCUGGAUUAUACUUUUUAAAAAUUUGAAAAUUGUAGUUUUAGGGGUUCCUUCAAACGUGGAAUUAUAUUCUUUAUUCCAUUGUGGCAAGGGACUUUUAUUCAAUAAAUUGAUUUCAGCAUAAAAAGCAAUUCACUUUAACAGAUAUUUGGCUCAGUUUAAGGCUUAGCUGUAUUGCCAGUACUGAAGUACUAAUAUGAGUGUUGUUUAGGAUAAUGAAGUCAAGGUACAUCAGUAAUACCAAGAUAAAGUUUCAUAAUAAAAAACCAUAAAGUGAAGACAGAGAUUUCAAAGUAAAAGAAUAUUUUAUUUGUGGAAUUUGAUACUUUGAUAAAUAAUCAAAGUACAAGCCCUGUUUAAAAUUAAAAGUUCGGCUUACAAAUAUAAUAGCCAAUGUAUCAGUGUCUUAUGUGAUACAAUAUCAUGGAUAUAUUGAUGUUAUAAAAUAAUUAGAUACAGAGUCAUGCAACUUGCUUUCACCCUGUUGGGACACUCUGAACAGUCAGCACUGUUCAUUUGAUAGUAAUUUUCAGAUGCUAGAGAGAUUUGUGAGAGGCUGAUGAAUGCAAGAGUAAUGAUUUAUGUAGCCAGUUUCUUCAAUGAUCUGUGAUAACAAAUCAUUAAGAAUGAGACAUAUGGCUUAAGAAUUUGACAUAUGGCCGGCUGUGGUGGCUCACACGUGUAAUCCCAGCACUUUGGGAGGUCGAGGCAGGUAGAUCACUGGAGUCCAGGAGUCUGAGACCAGCCUGGGCAACAUGGAGAGAUUCUACCUCUACAAAAAAUACAAAAAUUAGCCGGGCAUGGUGAUGUGCACCUAUAGUCCCAGCUACUUAGGAGGCUGAGGCAGGAAGAUUGCUUGAGCCCAGGAGGUCAAGGCUAUGAUCCUGAGCUAUGAUCCUGCCACUGCACUCCAGACUGGGCAACAGAGUGACACCCAUCUAAAAAAAAUAAAAGAGAAUUUGACCUUGUAUUAUUCUACGCUCCACCAAAUACCUCUCCCCCUGCCACCCUGUCUCCCUUUCCCUCUGUUUUAGGAUUUUUCUCACACUGUAAAAGAAGAUUUACUCACAGUUGUUAAAAGCUUACCUUCCAUCUUUCUGAUUUGAGGUAGGUUCUUUAACCUCUGUGGGUCCCCGUUUCCACAUGUAAAGAUUAACAUAAUACUAGUACUACAUUAAUAGGGUUAGGAGGGUUAAAGGGUAAAGAGUCCUUUGAGCACAUUAUCUGGCAGACCAUAAUAACUUGAUAAAUGCUAAGCAUUGGAACGGGUACCAAGUCUCUAAGAAACAACUAUCUCAAUGCAGUUUUAGAAAUUUCCUGUUUUAUUCUUUUCUGUGGCCCUGCUCACCCUCUGGGAAUAAUCAUUUCAACUUUGCAUUUGUGAAAAAUAAUACAUACAAUCUUAAGGUUACUUCAGACUAUACUUUUUCAUCGAGCAGUAUUGUAUUCAAAAGUGAUCGAUCUGCUGAAUAUAUAAAUUGAAAUGUACACAAGCCUUCAUUCAUCAGACAUUUGAGUGUCUGUCCUCUGAGUUCCCAUAGAAUCUGAAUUACAGCACUGUAUUCAUACUUACAUUAUGUGUUUACUUUUCUGAGUGUCCUAUUAAUCUUUAUUCCUUAAAGGAAAGCCUGAGGGCAUCUUGUUUAACAAUGCAUCUCUCUCUUCAUCAAUCAAUGCUGCAGGGGCUUACAAGACUUAUAACUUAAAAAAAUUAUAAUACAAGGCUCAGCGCAGUGCCUCAAGUGCCAACAGUUUCGGAGGCCUUGGCAGGCGGAUCACUUGAGGCCAAGAGUUCGAGACCAGCCUGGCCAACAUGGUGAAACACCGUCUGUACUAAAAAUACAAAAAUUAGCUGGGUGUGAUGACAUGCACCUGUAGUCUCAGCUACUUGGGAGGCUGAGGCAGGAGAAUCACUUGAAACUGGGAGGCAGAGGUUGCAAUGAGCUGAGGUUGUGCCAUUGCACACCAGCCUGGGUGACAAGAGUCUCAAAAAAAAAAUUAUAAUACAAGUAAUUACUUUCGAAUUCUGCCAUGGGUAUCUUUUUAUUAUUAAGAAAAGCCUGUCAUCAAGGGAUUCAUUUAUGAUAUUCCUAAAUAUGAAAAUAUUUUAUGUAAGUAUAUAUUUAUCUCCAUAUUAGAACUUAGCAACAGUGCUCAGAUAAACUCAAAAGUAUUACUUGAGUUUAGAAUGCAUUUUGUAUCUAAUAUUUUAAUAUGAAUGUGCCUGAUAUUUUCAGAAGUCACAACACUUUAUACAAAUAAUGAAGGCAUGUACAGAAGAUUAUGUGUAGGAGGAAAAUUGAGUAGCUAAUUUAAUUUCAUUUAAUAUUUUACUUAGAGUGUAUACAUGUUUCUAGACUGCAAGUCUAUGGGAUUUAAUAGAUAUUACAGCAAAUUACACUGUGAAAACAUUGAUAGUUCUACACUGUAAUUAAAUGUUAUAUAUAUUAUUAAAAUUGUUAGAUUGGUGCAAAAGUAAUUGAGGUUUUUGCCAUUGAAAGUAGUGGUGCAUGCCUGUAAUCCCAGCUACUCGGGAGGCUGAAUCAGAAUUGCUGGAACCCGGAGGGCAGAGGUUGCAGUGAGCUGAGAUCUCACCACUAUGCUCCAGCCUGGGCAACAGAUUGAGACUCUGUCUCAAAAAAAAAAAAAGUCAAGUACAGUUAGUUAAAGGAAUGUACAUUUAAAAAUUAAUCUAUGAUUAGGAUAUUAAUAUAUAGUCUAAUAAUUUUAUUGCAUUAUAAUUAUAAAGUAGUUUUAUAAUUUUAUAAAAUUUUAUCGAUGCUGUAAUUUUUAUAAAAUUUUAUUUAUUUUAUAAUUUUACAAAAAAUUCUAAUACCUGUAAUACACUUUUUAGUGCCUUUUCUUUCUAAAAGUUAAUGUUUGAAAUUACAAUGUGUAAAUGUUAUCUCGUCUUGUUUUUCUUAUUAGGGCUCCAUUUCACUGAAUGACAAUUGCAAUGAGGCAUAGGAAAGAAAAGGGAAAUGAAAUUGCUUGCUGAAGUCCUACUAUGUGCUGGGCACUAUGCUGUUUGCCUAAUAAAUAAUUGCCUUGUGCUGUGUACCUUGGAGCAGGGCCUUACAUAGUGAAUAGAUCAAUAGCUGUUCACAAAAAGAGCAAUAUACCACUUAGAAGCUACAGAACUUAAAAAUGGCUACUUAUACUCCAUAGAAGAUAUAGUAAAUAAUAGAGGAAAAAAAUGAAAUGGCUAAAGACAUUUUGUUUUACAAUGGGGCUGUUUUUACAUGUUAAUUAAAAUUCUAUGUUUAAACAAA